Alternaria alternata is the source of this 911-nucleotide messenger RNA. RefSeq lists its product as hypothetical. NCBI's taxonomy places the organism in Eukaryota, Fungi, Ascomycota, Dothideomycetes, Pleosporales, Pleosporaceae. Bases 67 to 624 code for a protein of 185 amino acids. The transcript is spliced from 2 exons. The record is from RefSeq and is a predicted model, not a curated record.
CCUGAUUCCAUUGCAGAUUGACAUUUCACUUACACAUCCACCACAACCACAUAUACCAAUCCCAACAUGUCCGGUCUCGAUCCUAAAGGCCCCUCGCAGCCUUCCCUAGACCAAGCCUACACCACACCUGGCAACCCAGCGCAAAAAGACCCAAAAGAGCAAGUACAAACAGAAUUCAACGCCGCCGACAACUCAGCCAGUGUUGACCAACGUAUCCCCACCAAACAAGCUACCGAUGCCGAAGGACUACGGAACGCAAAGUUCGAGGAAGGCAUGGGUGUACACGGCGCACCAGCGGGCGAAGAGAGAAAAGGUCUGGGUCAUGAAGACGUAGGAAGGCAUAAGGAGCUAGAUGGACAACAAAUGGCUGCACCAGGUGAGGGACGCGUUGCGGAUGCGGUAGCUAAGGGAGGAAAGGGUAUGGGUGGUGGUGGAGAACAGCCUGAUUUGGCGAGUGACUUGGACAGGAAGAAGGCCGAGCAGGCCGAAGCAAGAGAUGCUAUCAAACAGUCAAAGGGUGAGGCGACACAAGUUGGCGGCGCAUUGGGUCAGACUGGUGGACCCGCAAACCCCGUCGACAACUCGAGUCAGGGCGGUGGUAACUACCCCAACUCUAGCUACUAGGCCUUUCUUGUCAAAGGUCGGGCACAGGCUAUAUCUCGACAUAUGUGGGCCGUCGGAUGAUUGUCAAAGCAUAAAGUUAAGGACUCAACAAACGGCUGGUCUUGAUAUAGACAGCGAAAGCAACAACAGCAAGAGCAUCCUAUACAGACCUAUGUUGUUUUGUCAACAAUGCACACAUGCGCUUAUCAAUCUAGCGGUGUUCCCACUUUACAGAUUCUUUCUUAAUCAGAUCCAUCAUCACAUAUGUACCUCUACUUUCCGAACAUAGAGCCUCUUCCAACUUACGC